Molecule: messenger RNA, 2232 nt
Organism: Dermatophagoides pteronyssinus (European house dust mite)
Lineage: Eukaryota; Metazoa; Arthropoda; Arachnida; Sarcoptiformes; Pyroglyphidae
Biological process (GO): G protein-coupled receptor signaling pathway; cell surface receptor signaling pathway
Cellular component (GO): membrane
Molecular function (GO): G protein-coupled receptor activity
Source: RefSeq, a predicted model, not a curated record
CAACCAAACAUUUUCUUCAACGAUUUUGCGAUUUUUACAAUCAUCAUUAUUUCAUUAUCAUCAAUGUUGAUUGAAAUUUCAGCACAUCAAUUUGAUCAUAAUGUUGACAAUGAUCAAUCGCUAAAUAGAUCUGUAUCGAUAAAUCAUAUGGAUACAAUGUAUAAGAUGCCAAUAUUGUUAGAUUUGCAUCUAAAAUUUCCAUCAUCAUUCGCUAUAUUGGUCAAUUAUGGUUUACAUGGUCAUAAAAAGAAAUUAUAUUCAUCAUGGAUUCAUAAUGAUCGAUGUAAAUCGAAUGAAAUUUGGGAUCCAUUCAACAAUCAAUGUCGACGUUUAUAUUGUCGUGAAAAACGAAAUAAAUUUCAAAAUGAUCAAUGUCAUUAUAAUAAAUAUGAUCAAAAACCUGUUAUUGAAUUUUUGGAUUCAUUAAGUAAAUUCAUCAAUAUUACGGUAGAUUUUAUUACAAAUAUAGAAAUUGAUGAAAAUAUAAUCAUCGAUUUGGGUAAUAAUAUCAUCAAAGAUUUUAGAGAUAAAUUUUCUAACCGAUGGCAUAUGAAUAAUGAUCAUUUAGUUAAUAUUUCGGUUGAAUAUGUUGAUCAACAAAUUUUAUCGAUUAAUUUUUUAAUUUUGGAUACAAGAAAAAAUAACCACUUUUUUAAUGAAUUAAGUCAAAGGAUUAUAUUUGAUCAAUCUGAACAAUAUGAAUUGAAUGGUAUAAUGAUGACGGCAAUAAAUAUUCAUUCGAUUGUAUCGGAAUUAAAAAAUUUUUGUCUAAAUCUAUCGGAUAUGCCAAUAUGGUAUUGGAAUUCGGAAUUUGAUUUUAUUACAAAAAAUGAUGAAACAUUUCUUUUUGUAAAUGGUACUGGUCGUAUUUAUCAAACAGGUGAAUAUACUGGUAGUAUAUUAUAUGUUGGUGAUGUUAGAAAUAAUAAUAAUUUAAAUCAAAAUGAAAACAAACAUGAUGAUUCUGUUCCAUUGUUUGCAAAAUUUUCAACAAAUACUGUUGUAUGUGAACAAACACUUAUCGAUUAUGAUUGUCCACGUAUACUAUUAAAACGUAAUGAAUAUGAAUUUAUUAAUGGUAAAGAUUUAUAUUCAAACAAUAUUCAUUAUGAACAUUAUGAACUAUCGGAUAAUUAUAGUAUUUAUGUUUGUAUAAAAAAUAUUACCAAAUCAUAUGAUGAAUAUGUACGUAAACUUGAUACAAUGGCCGAAUCAAUUUUAUCAACAUUAUUAAUGUUCAUAUCGAUCAUUAUGUUAACAUUAUUGUUGAUUACAUUUCUUCGAUUCAAACGAAUACGACAAUCAAUCAAUGGUUUUAAUUCAAUCAAUUUGGCCAUUUGUCUGGAAAUGAUGCAAAUAUUGUUUCUAUCGAAUCAAUUUAUGGAUAAUUGUCGUAUUGCAGCCGUAUUAUUUCAUUUUUUUAUUUUAUCAACAAUUUCAUGGUCAAGUGUAAUUGCAUACGAAAUGCAUCGAGUAUUUAUUACGAAAAAACUUGUUUCCCGUACAUUAUCGAAUCGUAGUCAGAAUAAAAUACGUUUACAAUAUGGUCUGGUUGGAUAUGUUUCCACAUUUAUCAUUAUCAUUAUAGCCAAUGUUGGUGAUGUAUUCAAUAUUGAACUAUUAAAAGCAAAUUAUGGACGAUUAGAACAUACUGAAGUAUGUUGGAUGCGUCGAUCACGUUCAACUAUUUAUUAUUUUAUUAUACCGGCAACAUUGGCCAUUAUUUAUAAUCUAUUAUUAUAUAUUCGAAUUGUUUGCAAUAUUCGUCAUGAUUUAACAAGUAUUUCAAGUUUACGACGAAUUACUCGUAUAUCAACAUCAUCAGAUACAUCAUCAUCAUCAUCAUCAUCAUCAUCAUUAUCAUCAUCAAAUCCAUCAAAUACGAUGACAAUAUCAGUGAUAAGCAGUGAUUUUUAUAAUUACGAAAAACAAAAACAACAACAACCAAAAUCAUCAUCAUCAUCGUUAUUACCAAAAAGUUCAACAAAUUCAAAAUUUUUAACAAAUCAAUCAUCGAUCUAUGUCAAGUUGGGAGUACCAUUAGGUUUUACCUGGAUUAUUGCAUUAAUAUUGACGAUUAUACCGCAAGGACAGAAUCUAAUACUCAAUCGUAUCAUAUCAUAUAUAUUCAUUAUUGCAAAUACAUCACAAGGAAUGAUAUUAUUUUUAUCACAUGGUGUAUAUAAAAAUUUAUUUAAACAAAAAAAUUGAAUCAAAAAUAAUAAUAAAAAA